AUGAGGAUAUCCAUUUCCUUUGCCAUCUGCUUUCUAGCAAGUCUUUGUUCGGCUCUUGACACCUCGUACUUGCUGAACAAUAGGUUCACACAUUACGUGAGCAACUUCCAAACUUCUCUAGAAGAGGGACUGGGACAAGUUUACAACGGGUUUAAUUUAAUCUUCAAAUUUGACAAAGAGGCUUAUGAAAAAUUUGUCAGAUUCCAAAGCCCGGAAGAGAAAUUUUAUGAAGAAGUUUACGCUGAGGGAUUUGAGGAUGCCAGCGAGUGGUACCAAUACCAUAAUGAAAAAUUGAGGCAACAAGAGAGAAGGGAUCUACAAAGCGAAGGACAACAGUAUAUCAUUCCUUUUGAAGAGGAAUAUCACUCAACUGUAGUUCCAAAAUCUGUGGGGGUCAAGAUUCACCAAUAUCAAUACUAUUGUAAUGGAACAAGAGUUAGCUUUGCGAAUUACUUGGAGUUCAGAAACCACAAUAAGUUUAAAUGUGAGAACAAACCUCGCAAAGUCGUAUUUGAUGCCUGAUAUAAUGAUUAUGAGAAGUAUCCAAAAAAUAAGGUUAAGGGUUGCACUGGAUUUCACCGUCUUAAAUGUAGUUUUGAUGUUCUAAAGCCUGCUACUGACUGCUAUACUCCAGAGGAGAUGAAUGAGUUCGGACUUGGUGAAGUCUGUAAAGUCUUAGAUGACAAUGAAAAGCAAACUUUUGAGUUUACAAUGAACUGCACUCAUGGAAUCAAUACAAUAAGCCAAGUAUAUACCUCUACUUACUUCGAAACCGUGUAUGACAUGGAGCUUAAAGAUGGCUCAGAAUUUUGGCUUAAAGAUACAGACAGAUUCAUAUAUUUUCCAUUUGAUCCUAAAUUUAAGAUAGAGAUAGCUUUCCAGAACUUCAAGUAUUUGAGUCAAUUUCAAAAAUUUUUCGUAAACAUCACAGAUCCAGAUCAAAUUAUAGGGAAGAAACCGAUAACUGUAGAUCUGGAUUUCAAAAAGAUGGAUAAGACUUAUUCACCAGGAGGUAGAUAUUUCUAUAAAAUUUGGCUGAGAACAGAAGCACAUUCAUAUUUUACUUUGGAAGAUAACUCUGGACUCAUGGCUAUUAAGGGCUAUCAGGAGCCUAAGAAGUCCAAGCUUGAUUAUUACCUCAAGAUAUUCACCCUAAAAAGAAUUAUUUUACUCAUACUCUUGAUCUCAGGGAUUUCCUUGUGAAUAUUUUGUAAAAGAAGAAGGGAACAGAAUGAGAAAAGAUUACUCGAGCAAGCUUCUUAAAGUUGAAUAUAUAAAAUUUUCAAUGCAU
This is a messenger RNA of Moneuplotes crassus, 1291 nucleotides long. NCBI's taxonomy places the organism in Eukaryota, Ciliophora, Spirotrichea, Euplotida, Euplotidae. The record is from the annotation of a GenBank genome assembly.